CAUUCAACCUGCUUCUAUUUUAUAAUUUUUUUUGUUAGAUUAUGUGCAUCAAGGAGAUCUAUUUCUAUAUAUAAUGCCUUCUGUAUUUCAACUUCUAACGGCCUGAGACAUUGGUAACCGCAGUUCAGAAGAAGGGUUAUGUGGACUUGCAUGAUAUGGCAAGGGAAGACAGUCUAUCGUCCAAAUAUGGAUACACUCUUCCGAAGGAUCCAACCUGUAAUUUGCUAUGUAGUUGGACAGCAACAGAUCCAUCAACAUAUCUUAUUCGUGGAAAGACUUAUUUGGAUGACAGAAAAAAGAUUAAAGCAAAAGGCACAUUGAUGGAAAUGGUUGGUGCUGACUGGUUGAGAUCUGACAAGAGAGAAGAUGAUCUUGGUGGCCGUCCCGGGGGCAUAGUUCAGAAAUAUGCUGCUAAGGGGGGUCCCGAGUUCUUUUUUAUUGUGAACAUACAGGAUGCGUUACAUGAAAGAAAUUAUUGAAGAGCUUAUGAAGAAUGGUCGCUUUUGCCUAUACAUUCACAUGAUAUUGAUGAAGUUCGUGUUGAGUGAGUGAAUCUCAUUCUUAGUCACAUAUAAAAAGUAGAGGUAAUAUUCUACAACUUUGGUUUAUUAAUAUGGAUUUGUGUUAUAGAUAUACUAGUAUAUGUUUAUUUGGUCUAUUGAUUUUAAUGAAAGAAAUAUACUUUUAAAAUAAUAUAUGUUGCAAUUAGCUGGAAUUUUGUUUGAAAUGUAAGAAAUGCUUUGUUGACAUGAUUGUUUUAUAUGUUUUCAUGGCAAAUCUUGUUUUAAUUUUGUGCCAGGAUAUGCUGGAAAUGAAGCAAGAACAGGAGACUUUUGCUGAAUUUUCCACGAAGAUUCUUCAACAAUAGACUAGUAGAUAUUGUUUUGAAAAAAAAUAUUGUACUCUUUGUUUUGUAUAUUUAAUCUCAUGUCGUUGUUAGCUUCAUUUCAGUGUACAUUAACAGAAUAUGAAAUAUUGUGAAAUUAUAUAUGACAAUU
Salvia miltiorrhiza (redroot sage) is the source of this 998-nucleotide messenger RNA. RefSeq names its product protein ENHANCED DISEASE RESISTANCE 2-like. The record is from RefSeq and is a predicted model, not a curated record. The transcript is spliced from 5 exons. The coding region runs from base 156 to 479 and encodes 107 amino acids. NCBI's taxonomy places the organism in Eukaryota, Viridiplantae, Streptophyta, Magnoliopsida, Lamiales, Lamiaceae.